AUGGCAAUAAUCGGCACUCGCUUGUUUGGUAGGACCGAUCGAGUUCCCGGUUUGUUCUACGUUGCAACCAAAUUCUGGCAUGUCUGUUACAUUCCGCUCUAUCCAGUGUCGACCUAUCUCAUCAUGGAAGUCAAAGUUUUGGGGUAUCGGGCCAUCAACAUUCCGACUAGCCCAACUUCACUGCUUCUUGCAUGGAUUCGGGCAUUGGGAUGGCUGCUUUCUUUUAGCUUUAUCGUCUUGAUGAUUCUACACCUGCCAUCCUCAGAUGGCAAUAAUAAGGGCACGAAGGACUCUGGUGAAAUGGAAAAUGAGGCGUUUGCCUUCUUUCUGGCUUGUUUCUUCGCGUCCAGUGGUUUUGCACUUUUCCUGCAGACUCAUAGCGGUCUGAAGAAUGCUAGCUACGAACGUGCCACCGAAAUUUGCUCUACCUUCAUUCCAACAAGAAGGAGAGGUCGUCAAGGCGUUCAGUUUGUGAUAGAUAAACGAUUCGGAAUGGACAAGGAAUCCAAAAAGAGUUGCCAUGGCAUUGAUCAUAUGGAGAUGGCCAUUCUAUCAUCCAAUAAAGUUUUGCCAUCCAACAAUAAUACUGAUGAUACUUGUGACGGUCUAUCAUCCAGUGCUAGUGAUGUACGAUUCGCCAAUGUCCGGGGCGACGAGGAGGAGGAUCCUUGUUUGCAGGAAGGAACCGACGAGCUUAUUACACAGGAAAAAGGAGACCAUCCGUCCAACUCUACUUUGCCUACCGCAAUAGUGCUGGAACAAAUGUAA
This is a messenger RNA of Cylindrotheca closterium, 768 nucleotides long. The record is from the annotation of a GenBank genome assembly. NCBI's taxonomy places the organism in Eukaryota, Bacillariophyta, Bacillariophyceae, Bacillariales, Bacillariaceae.